Molecule: messenger RNA, 1171 nt
Organism: Manihot esculenta (cassava)
Lineage: Eukaryota; Viridiplantae; Streptophyta; Magnoliopsida; Malpighiales; Euphorbiaceae
Exons: 3
Coding region: 164-1069 (301 amino acids)
Molecular function (GO): protein binding
Source: RefSeq, a predicted model, not a curated record
CCUGCCACUUGUCUGAAAAAGCCGCUUCUUCUCGGAAUCACUUUUCUUUCAAUAUCUUUCUUUCUUCUGUGUGAAAAGGUAAAAACUUUCAGCUACCGUAAUUCCCUCUUAAAAGCUCGUUUAUUUUCUUCGCUUUCAUAAGCAAAAGCGCUUUUCCAUAAACAUGCUGUUGAGGAGCUCCUCUACGCCAAUCUUCAAUUCUUGGCUUCCCCACUCCAAGGACUCCUUCUCACCAGAGCCAGAGUCCCAGAUCCUCCAAAGAACCAAAUCAAUUUCCUUCCAUUCUCAACCUUCAACUGAUGAUCUAACAAAGACAAUCACCACCCAAUCUUUUCAACAAGAAGCUAAUCUCCAAACACCCAAGAAGGGCUCACCUAUAAGAGCUCCUCACAUCUAUAAACAGCAAUGCAAGAAAAAUAGUGAUGAGGAAGAGAAGGAAGCUGCAAAACCCAGUUCAAGAAUCUCAAGUUCUGGGUUGGGAGGGACAGUGAUGAAUGAUGAUGAUGAUGGUGUUAAGAAGAAGGGUUAUGGGAUGCAGACACUAGUAGUGGGUGGUGGAAUAGGAAGUGGAGGUGGUGGAGGAAUUUGUGGCGGUGGUAACGGAGGGAGAAGAUCAGAUGGUGGAGAUGGUGAUGGUGGGUCAGAAUUUUAUGGGAAUGAAAAAACUGAUGCUUAUUAUCAGAAGAUGAUUUCAGCUGAUCCUAGCAAUGCACUUCUGCUUGGAAACUAUGCUAAAUUCUUGAAAGAGGUUAGAGGAGAUUUUGCUAAAGCAGAAGAGUUCUGUGGAAGAGCAAUUUACGCAAAUCCAAGUGAUGGGAAUAUUUUGUCAAUGUAUGCUGAGCUGAUAUGGCAAAACGAUAAGGAUGCUCAAAGAGCUAAGAGCUACUUUGAUCAAGCUGCAAAAGCUGCCCCAGAGGACUGCUAUGUCCUAGCUUCAUAUGCUAGAUUUCUUUGGGAUGCUGAAGAAGAAAUUGAAAAUGAAGAUGAAGAUGACCAAGAAGUAGAUGAAUCUCAAGCCAGUUUCUUGCUUUGCUCCCCCCAUGAUCCCCCUUUAGCUGCAGCUUCCUAGUCUCAGAAGUAUAAAUUAUACAGUAGUAGUUUUAUGCUUUGUCUAAAAUAACAAAGUCAUAUAUUACCAUCUAAUAAUUAACCUCCCUUUCUUUCAAGCCAA